AACGAAGUCUUGUUAUUUCAACCAAUCACAUAGGGUUUAAUGUUUACGUCAUUUUAAUUUUGCGGAGCAAUAAAAUGCUCGGGCGCGCUCGGAAAUUAUUUACGCGCGCAGAAAGCAAAUCAAUUCUGGAUGAUCAAAGUGUCGUGGAAUCACAAGGUUCGUAGCCCCGAUAAGUAGCGUAUAUUUUCUAGUUUGCGUAGAGCGCUAAAAUGAAAACAGCUUGUGUGCGCCCAGCAAAAGGAACCGAGAAUCGCGGGACUUCUUUGGGACUACAAGUAAAAGUUUUCGGGAGCCGAGAAAAGUCCCCGAGCAGUUAAUGGGCUCUAAAAGUUUUCGGAAGUCUCGGAAAAUUGGCGCCUGGUCGCUUACGAGAGCUCUAAAAGUAAAAAAAAUAACUUCUUGAAAUUGUCUUUUUGUGGGUUACCUGUGGGUUUCCCUUAAGGCAUUAUGGGAAUGUUUGUCCGCCAUUAUUGUUCGAUCGCGUGGUGAAAAUCUUAGCUGGCUUUUUAUCGACCUGAAUUUAUUUUGUUGUUGUGGUUUGGAUUUCCAAACAAGUAUAAACUACUAAAUCUUGAAGUAUUUUUGCGAACAUUACUCGGAAUUUAUCGCUAGACCGCAAGCAUUCGACAAGACGUUGAACUGUUUAAAAUGUUUCGACCGUUGGUAGUUUCCAUGUGAGCUGGGGAAAAGUGUCUUCCGGUAUUUUGAAACAUAUGUUUUUUUAUUUGAGUGUUCUAACUUAAAUCGGCAGUGAUCCAUACAAUUUGAUGUAAUCUUAAGCAUCUAAACCAAGAAAACAAAGGUUUGCGUAUUGAAUUUGUGCCAUGUCGAGCUGUGAAGUGAUGAGUGGUCGGGUCGAGUCUUUUUCCAAGGACGCCGCUAUAUCAAGUAAACUGGCCGGCGAUUUGGACUCCAAGCUUGUAACUUCAUCCAAACAAGUGUUACUACAGAGGAUAGAAUUCAAACCAGCAUCUAAACCGGACGAACAAUACGAAAAACUAAAGCAAAAGUAUAAACCUUUGAAUUCUGGAUCGAAUUAUGGACAAAUUAAAUCGAAUUUGUUAACAAAUGGAAAGGUUGAUGCAUCUGAUAGUAUUCCUUCACCCAAGUUUGUUCUGUACCCAAUUGACAAGAUCAACACUCAGUGGACCAGGGUCCGACGCAUGGGGCCGGGCCUCAGUAACCUUGGCAACACUUGUUUUCUGAACUCUGUGGUACAGGUGUUAACAUACACUGCACCCCUAGUCAAUUAUCUGGCUACACAAGAGCACACCAGGGAAUGUCAAAUGGUUGGGUUUUGCAUGAUGUGUGAGCUACAACGACACAUUUUGAGAACCUUCAAUCACCAGCAAAAUGAAUCAAUAAAGCCUCUUUGCAUCAUACAACGGCUGAGGAGUAUAGCAAAGCACUUGCGAUUUGGACAUCAGGAGGAUGCCCAUGAGUUUCUGCGAUAUGUCAUUGACGGAAUGCAGAAGAGUUGUCUUGCAGGACAACCAGAGAAAAUGGAUAGAUACUCUAAAGAGACAACUAUUGUCCAUGGAAUAUUUGGGGGAUAUUACCGCAGUCAAGUUCAGUGCCUCAAAUGCCAUAACACGUCCAACACAUUUGACCCUCUGAUGGAAAUCAUGGUUGACAUCAAGCACAGUCCAUCAGUGGUACGAGCAAUUCAGCGAAUGUGUAAGGCGGAGCUGCUUGACGGAGACAACCUAUACCAGUGCCCAAGGUGUAAAAAGAAAGUCCCAGCUCACAAGCAAGUUCUUAUUCAUCGCCCACCUAACAUUCUGACAAUUCAACUGAAAAGGUUUGACUAUCAUCACAUGUUUGGAGGCAAAGUUUCGAAGGAAAUUACUUACACGGAACACCUUGAUCUCCGACCCUUUAUGACCAACCCAAAGGGACCCCCUCUGAAGUACAAGCUGUAUGGUGUGCUGGUACAUUCUGGGUAUUCCUGCAACUCAGGCCACUAUUACUGCUAUGUGCGUGGCUCUAACGACUGUUGGUACAACAUGAAUGAUUCAAUGGUUCGUCAAGUUGGACUCAAUACAGUCCUUGCUCAGCAAGCCUACCUGUUGUUUUACUCAAGAGUCAAAGCACGCCAAACACCAGAGAUAAGGAAAGUCAAUCAAAUGCCGACAAAAUCCAUGAGUUCUGCCACCACUCCGCUAUCCCCAAAAGUCAUUUCAGAAAAUGAUAUGGGAACACCCGUAUCGAGGCAUCCCAAGCAGCAAUCAGUUAUCCAAACAUCUACAACCACCAAGCCGACACCCACCACAGCAAAUGGACAGCCCACCCCGACACCUCUUACCCCUGCCACACAAAGACCAAAGCUCUCAUUUUCUCUAAAAGCCAAGGGUCCAGGAGCUUUGGAAACUCUUGUUAAGGAAAGGGAACCCAUGGUGACUACAGAAACUCCCAAACCAGCAGAGGGAAAAGAGAAAACGAACUCGCCGCCAACCUCGCCGCCGACAUUGAAAGAAAAAGAAGAGCAUAUAUGUAGUGAGAACGCAAACCAAGAGGAGAGAAAUGAAAUAAAGGUCAAGUCGACUGGUAAAGUAGAAAAAGUUGUGUCUCCUUUGAAAGAAGUAAGCCGUGUCUCGCCACAGAGGAUCAAGUCACCUCCCAGGGUGGAACCCGUCCCAGUGAGUGUACCUAUGAGGAAGGAUAGGGAGGGUUCCCCACUGAAGAGGCCACGCCCUACUCCUUUAUUUAUCCCAAGGUCGGUGCAGGCAAAAAGGGCAAGCAAGAGCGCAACAGUGACUGAUGCGACCAUAGCUCAACUUGAAGAGGACAUGAUAAACAAAGAGAUUUUAACAUCGCCAAUGAAAUCCACUACACCGUGGAAAAUAACCCCCAAGACCCCCUGCGAGACAACAUUUGGCCCGAUGUCCCCUCCCCCCACGGGCACAUUUGUCCCUCAGCAGUCACCACAGUCGGAUGUUAGCGGCGCUUCAAGCAUUGUGGGUAAAACUGGUGAGUGGGCUGUUAUGGAUAAGUUGACUCCUACACUUGGUCCCAAGCUCCCGGAACGGCAGCACGCGGGCUGGCUUGUCAGUCCGAAGGCUGGGAACGGCAGGAAAGGGAUGUGGCUGGACACAACCGGAAACGAGAAACAAAAUGAGGAGGUGAACUGGGUCGAGGCAAAGUUUUCCAGUGAUGACGAGGAUAGACAGAUGGAAAAGAAAAAGCGGAAGAAGGAAAAGAAAAGGAAACGGAAGCAUGAGCAGCUAAGCUAUUCUGACUCAGAAGAGGAGAAACGUCUGACAGACGAUGAUAUGCUCAGCUCCAACAAGGAGAACAAGAAACGAAAGAAAAAGAAGAAAGAGAAGGAAAAGAGCAAGCAAUCAGAAGAUAAAAUGAGGCUUCUAAGUGAUUCACCAGGCGAUUCAGAUAGUAGUAGCUCUAGGGACCGGAAGCGGAAGCACCGGCACAACGACGAUGUCACAGACAAGAAACCGCGCCUUGUGGACUACAGUAGUGCAGACUCCAGUGACCAUGACAACGCUGCUGACAAUAAAGGCACUGAGCCAAGGACAAGCCAAAGCAGCGCAACAAAGAACAGAGCACCACCUGUUGUCAUCCACGAGGGUGAGAGCAAAGUAAACAAGCCUCGCGGGGGACGAUGGGAUGGAACACGUGACUCGUCCGUGGUCGCUGAGCUGUUGAAGAGUGGUGGGGGUGUGACAGGAUAUGGGAACUCAGUGACUUCAUGGGAUGGAGAGAGAAGCGCUGUUGAUAGUUCUGCUCAUGCGGAGGACAAGAGGAGAAGAACACGACGAGAUUCCUGGGAUGAGGAGCUCGACAAGGGAAAGGUGAAGAAAAUCAAGGACAAGAGUCAACACGAACGAAGGUUGUCAGAAAAGAACAACCCUUUCCAGAGAGAACAUGAAAAGAGAAGUAAAAAGAGUGGCCUAGAGCGCGUGACCAGUCACUUCUCAAGACGGCAUUCCACCCACUCCACUCACUCGCGGUCCCAUUCCAGUCGAGGCUAUCGCCGCUUUUAACACAAAUCUACCGAUGAGCACCAGCUGAAAAUCUCGCCCACCAUUAGACGGUAGUCUGGACAUAAUAUGCAGUGGCCCAAUCCUCAGUCACCAAGGGGAAUUAAAGCGAGAGCAAAAACUGGGAGUUGAAGGGGGGACAGAAGAUGGGAUUACAAGAAGAGAUAGACAAAGAAACAUUUCAUUCUUUCCCAUUCUAUUACCGCUUUUAAAUAGAGUUCUGUUAUAUCGCCCCUUCUCCUAUUUUUCUUGCACCUCGUCCUCGUUGCUUUUAUAUUGUAAAUACGUUGAAUCGACAUAGUCAUACGCAUAAAACUAUUUCAAAGCAUUCCUUCUGGGGUGCCCUGAAUAUAAGGCGUCGGAAAUGCCGCGUAGGCACGGGAAGAAAAACAAAAGAAAGCGGCUAGGGCCUAUAUCUUUUGUUUAUAAUUUUCCAUCCUGACGCCAGGAGAUAUCCUACGCAGUCGCUGCGACCUUUCUCUUAAGGCCGAUUUAGACAGCACGAGUUAGCCAUAUGCGACCUGCCUACGACAUGUCAUAGCCCUGAAUCACACACUACGACUUUCGUACUCGAGCAUCGUAGUGGAGUCGUAGGCUGAUGUACACUCUGCGACUCGAGUUGUAGAGGUGUUGCGGGCAAGUCUCAUACAACUAAAUCCUGCUGCUUAAAUGAGCCUUUACAAAAGAGGUCGAGGUGCAGCAUUAACUCGAUUCCAUCAUUGAAAAAUAGGUUUUGCGAGUACAAAUUCAGCCUCGUUUCCUUGUAUUUCGCAAAGAACUUUAAUUGAAUUGGUCCAAGUGGACGAUUUUAAUCAUUACGUUCAUUGAGGGCAGGUUAUUUGUGCAACCUUUUUAAUUUCGUUUUUUUUUUUCCAUCCUUUGGUACCCAGAGCGUCGCGGUCAACGUAACGAGGAGUGAGAUCGAGUCGGGGGGGAGGGGGGAGAGAAAGGAAGGAGUUCUCUUCUCUCACGCCCGUACCCCUUCUCUUUCCGCCGGCCUUGCUCCUCCUUGUUCUCGCGCCUGUGACCUCGACGCCCUGGGUUUCCGAGGAUGGGUAUAUUCUCAAUUGUAAAUAUUUAUAUAUGCCUUCAAGCUACCAUACCAUAUACUUGAAAUAUGCCAUUCUUGCACAGCAUGCAGAGUUUAUUGAAAGAUAUCCAUUAUGUACUAGUUAUCUAAACUUUAUAUCCUUGUACCUUGUAUUAUAACAACUCAUUUCCUAUAAAACUGUCUUGUCAA
Messenger RNA from Nematostella vectensis (starlet sea anemone), 5238 nucleotides. RefSeq names its product ubiquitin carboxyl-terminal hydrolase 36. Bases 825 to 4001 code for a protein of 1058 amino acids. Gene Ontology annotation, biological process: protein deubiquitination. The record is from RefSeq and is a predicted model, not a curated record. Gene Ontology annotation, cellular component: nucleus; cytosol. The transcript has 16 exons. Gene Ontology annotation, molecular function: cysteine-type deubiquitinase activity; cysteine-type endopeptidase activity. NCBI's taxonomy places the organism in Eukaryota, Metazoa, Cnidaria, Anthozoa, Actiniaria, Edwardsiidae.